GUUCGUCCAGGACUCGUGCAGAAAUCAAGGAUCACGCUAGAGGCGACUGAAAAUUCCUGCCGGACACGCAGGAUGCAGAAUAAGCCAGACGCGGGAGCUUUCAGGAGCGAUCAGUUGUAUGAUCAAAUUGAUGCUGGCAGCAUCCGUCAUGGAGAGGAUGACAGAACGUUUGCAGGACAGGAAGUAAUCAACGAUUCUGGGCCGAGCGUAUCGCAGAUCGCCAAAGUAACACCUGUCAUCUCCGGGACGACGACGGAUUCUGCCGGUGCUCAGCAGGCCAUCCCAACAGGAUCAGGGGGCUCGCCGAAAUUAACCCGAACGAUGUCGAGGACCGAAGCCGUUAGGCAGGACGUCAGGAGGCUGAAGAGUGUCACGUUAGGUAGAAUGGGGAAGAUAUUUAAGACACGUACGCCCGCCGUGGGAGGACCCGCCUUGGACGCCAAUGUGACAAGCGUCGAUAAUUAUGACGGGGAGCCAUCAAGGAAAGAAAAGACAAACUCUUUAGGAAGGAUACUUAAGCUCGUCGACAAAGACGGUUCCCCCAAGAAACUUUUUGUUCGUCCUCGGGCAGGAUCGCUGAGUCGUAUACUACGUAGGCAUCCUCAUAAUGAGGACAAUGGGGUUAUCGAUAAGUCCGCGGAGGACACCGCGCGUGGAAUUCUCUCCAGAAUGUUCAGUCAACUGAGAGGAAAGUCUGUCCGCGAGCAAAACUACCGCAACUGAAGCAAAUAAACGGGACAAAUACAAUUCUACGUUAUCAUCAAGAGUACCGUCAAACUCAAAGACGAUUGACAAUCCGCCGAUAUUAUCUACGUCGGAAAAAUUGGCCGACGAAACGCA
Molecule: messenger RNA, 840 nt
Organism: Odontomachus brunneus
Lineage: Eukaryota; Metazoa; Arthropoda; Insecta; Hymenoptera; Formicidae
Exons: 5
Coding region: 73-723 (216 amino acids)
Source: RefSeq, a predicted model, not a curated record